CUCUCUUCUUCCCCCUCGCUCUCCCUCUCUUUUUUUAGUAUUAGGUUCCCCCUCGUUUCCUCUUCUGCUCUGUCGCAGUUUCAGCUGUGUCUCUGGCUCUUUCUCUCCCCUGCUGUCGCUCCCGUAGGUGGCAGGAUCGCCGGGUAGGAGGUGGUGUGUGUGUGUGUGGGGGGGGGGGGGGGGGGGGGGGGGGCCUUGGCAGCUUUCUCCCUACAGGCUGCUUCCUCCCCCUUUUGCCCGUCUGUCCGGGCAUGGAUGCCAUCCGCUGGCAGGGUCUGUGUGCCGUUUGAUCACGUGAGGGUGUUAGCUGUGCUGCUGCACUGUCACAGGUCUCCAGGAGCCAGAGGUUUGCCAUUUCUGCAAAGAUUCUCCCCACUUUUUGGUUCGUUGAAGCGGGCGUUUGCUUCACUCUCCGCCAUUGGCCUCCCUGAGAAUCGGAGUCGACAGUGAGUUUCUCUGUUGCGCCUAUUCUUGGUGGUAUGUCCUCAUGGUCUGUUGUGUUUGGGUACCCUGACAACUAAGAGCAGUGAGGUAACCACUUUCCAGCCUGUUCGCCCCUUUGAAUGACUCCAAACUUUUUUCACAACCGCUGAGCUUUUUGCAGCUUCCCAGACGAUUUCAGGAUAUGUAGUUGCCGUCAUUUUGCAAAAAGUCUGACCGAUUUGAGAGCUCAGUGUGAAUUCAACUAUUCAGCAUCCCAGUGGCAGCCAUUCCUUGCAGUGAUGGAAAAAAAAACAUGAAUAGAUUCCUUGCGGUCCUCAUAGUGAGUCAUCGUUAUGUGCUAGAAACCUUGACUUGUAUGUCGUCAGUGAAGCAACAGUGGAGGAUGACUGACUCACUUUGGCACAUCUAUGUCCUAUGCAUGUCAGGAUGGUCUGACCCCUCAGAGUCACUUAUGCAGAGAGUGGAGAACAGGACACUUCAAAAUGAAUUAUGUUUUCCUCACAGAUGCAAACAAGCAGAAGUGGCAAAUUCUCUAUUUGCCGGCGUUACUGUCACUUCUCCAGAGCUGUGAAUAACAACAGAUGAUGCUGACAGUGAUUCAAAGAGGGAGACACAUAGCUGAUUGAUUUGACAGUGAAUGUUGUUCAUUCAGAUUUAAUCCCGUACUGCUGUUUAUGUUUGAAUUCUUUCUAAGAAGAAAAAUGGUGUUGGCUUGCUAUAAGAGAAGAAGCACUGAUAAUUGAAAUAGUCUUGAAAUGACAAGUCUGCUCUAUUUUAGCUUUGGCACAUAUUCUAUUCUAUUCUAUAUUUGUGUAUCACAUCAGCCACACUCAAACUUGUGCAGGACUUUAUUGUGUCUUUUAUUUUCAAUUAAGCCACGGUUUACAAAAUCAACACAAUGUUGUGCUACAUAAGAGUUUAAGCAAGCAAUUGUAACAACAAACUCAUAUUUGUGACCUACAUUUAGGUCAUAAAUAAAUGGAUUAUUUGGAUCAUUUUCUCACAGACUUCUAUAUAAUUUGCCUGAUUUUGGAAUCGUCCCCCCAGUGGCGAUGAGAAAGAUUGCACUUUGCUUUUAUCAGCUUCUGAGGCUAUAUCCUUGAAUUACUGUUUGCUUUAAAGAAGGUAGUAUAGCCUCUUUUAGCCGCUGGGCUCCAGAGGAGUGCUCCUGUUUCACCAGUUUUCUGAGCCACACUUUGGACCCGGGAGUAAGGGAGGGAGGGAACAGGAGGCUAAGCUGCUGCAGGUUAAAGGAAAUUAGCUCUUUUUCAUGCAGAAAUCUGAUGCUUCACUGUCCCUGCUCUGUGAACAUCUGUGCACAUUUAAGAGUCCUUUAACUUAAUGCCUGCCCUUGCUUUUACAGUUACAGUUGGUAUAAUAUGAUAAAGUGAGGUUCUCUCUGAAGGAAGCAGGCUGUAUGAGAGCACAUGGAGCACAUUUUCAGUAUGGAGUCUCUAUUUGUGCCCUGCUGAUUGCAUUGGGGUAUUUAAAUUUGGUCUGCAUAUGCAUUCAGCUCGUGUAACUGAGCUUCAUGAUGAAUGCUCCAUCUGUGGUGGGUGUGAGGAUCUAUCAGUGUUAUUAGUGUGUUAUUAGUGUGCACACUGCUGCACACUGAUGUACACAGGUGCCUUUUUAAAAUAAUUGUCAGUCCAGCUGAUCAGCUGAUGGUUACUUCACCUGUCAGCCUUGGUUUCUCCUCUGCUUGUAAGCAGGUUUUAUGUUGUUGCAGUUGCUUAUUUAAAUGUCAUUGUAAUUAUGUUCAAACUCACAAUAUAUACAGAAAUACAAGAAUAGAGCUGAGUGCUGAAUGUAGGCAUUUUGUUCUUUAUUGAUAAAUGUGUCUAGAAAAAUAAUAUCAAAUUCUUUACACUGCUAAAGCAGGUGUGUAUGGUUUGGUUUGUAAUCUUAUUUGCUCAUUGCUUAGUAUAGAUCAGUUGUAACAAAAGUUUUUCAUUUCUAGACUAUUGUUUGCAGUGCAAAUUAAAUUUGUUAAGUAAUGAAAGUGUUUCACACACACCAAAAAACAGCUUGUUAGAAACAUUGAUGAUUCUCCAGGGCUCUGCAGUAAAGUGGUCCAAGUGCUAAAAGGCAUGUAGGCAGUUAAAAUAGAGUCAAGAGAGUUUAUGGAGGUCUCAAUGGAGUCCUUUGAAACUUGUACGACAGUAUUUCAGUUAGAGGUCUGGACAUUGCUACAACACCUUGGUUCUUUUAAUUUUUUCAGCCAUUCUGUGGUAGAUUUGCUGCUGUCUUGUUGCAUGAGCUUUAUACCUUUAUCUAUCAGACAGAUGACCUCACAUUUGACUCUAGAAUUCCUUGGUAUAUAGAGGAGCUCGUGGACUUCAAGGUGUCCAGGUUUUAUAGAUGAAAAACAGGCCGAAGACAUCAGCCCUCCACCACCGUACUUGACAGUUGCCAUGAGGUCCUGGUGUGCUGGUUCCCACACAAAUGUUUAAAGAAGAAGUGAUGCAACAAAGUGGUAACAUUACUCCAGUCCUAAAAGAAUUGUGAAACCUGUUGGAUGCAUGAACUUCAACAUGAGACUGGGUUAUUUCUGAGCUUGUGCCAUAUCCUGUUUGUUUUCCAGUGAACAGUAGGGUUCAGAUCAUUUCAUUCUGUUUUAUUUAAAUUUCACACGGCACCCCACCUGUGAGAAAACCAGGUUUAAUGAAGCCAUAGAAGCCUCAAAAUAAGAUCAAUCUGAUGAAAUGUAAAUGUUUUUAUAUUUCUAAUGAAUACCUAUAAAUGUCUCAUCCCAGACCUCCAGUGACAUGAUGCCUAAGAGGGAUCAUGAGAAGGACCUGGAGCUGGACAAGAAGAUUGAGGCUCUCCGCAGGAAGAAUGAAGCUCUCAUGAAGAGGUACAAGGAGGUAGAGGAGGACAGGAAAAGAGCAGAAGAGGAAGGAAUGGCACUGCAGAGCCGGAAGGGCAAAGCCGACGAUCUUACCAUCACAAUCAGCAAGUCCGCUAGUGAUAGUCGUGUGGUGGUGACAAAGCCAUUCAGUGGCGGUUCACCAGCUGGGAAGGGACAGCAGGAAGCCGGACCUGACAGAGGGGGAGAGGCUCCUCCACAGACUGCUGGCCGAGGACACAGGAAGCAACUAACGGUCACCAUGGCUGGCAAAAAGGGUAAGAGGGUGGUGAGUGAGAGGCCUGAGAAGAGGCCGGGCCCUGUGGACGUCAAGAGCCCCGCCGAUGAUGGACAUGCGAGGCGUGUGGAGUCAGCGGGGAGGGCGAAGCAGCCAUCUCACAUGACCAAGAGAGACUCAGCACUACAGGAUGAGGUCAAACAGGGGCAGAAGCACACUGAGGAGCAUCACGGGGUGUCAGAGCAAUGCCAGGAUAUCGAGAACCUGCAGGCCAUCACAGACCUCAACGUCCCCACAUCGAGAGAGGAGCAGGAGGAAUAUUUAAGGUGGAAGAAGGAGCGUGAGCAGAUUGACAGGGAGAGGGUGGCACGCCAUAAAAAUGCUAAGGGCCAGUGGAGACGAGCGUGGGACAUGGAUAAAACUGACAAUAUGUUUUCAGACAAAUCCCUCUCUGACAGAGAAUGGGGGCCUUCCAGCAGAGGAGGAAGAAAUGCUAGAAGAGGACCCAGGGCAGGCAGCGAUUCAAAAGCUCAUGACAAGCGAGGCAAAGACAAGGGAGCUAAAAACGUGCAAGUGAUGAGCAGUAAAGCAAAAGGCAAAGAUCGCCUGACUGGGCGGGCCAGAAGAUGGCAGGCAAAUGAUGAUGGAGAGAGCCUGCAGAUGCCUGAGACGACGCUGGAGGAAUUCCUUGAGGAACUUGAUGCCCUCACAGACGCUAAUGCAGAUGAGCUGAAAGAUCAGGACGCAAAAACAAAGCAGUCACCGAGCCCGGAUUCACUGAGCACGCCCGAGGAAGCGAGUGAAUCAGCAGCCUCGGUGUCGGCUGCUAUCCUUAGAGAGGACACCCCGACUCAGGAGAAGGCAGAGGCUUCGUCCUCUCGGGGUUUGGAGAAGAAAGUGCGCUUCUCUGAGGAACUCAUCCAGGGGGCUCAUGCAAGGCAAACCACGGGGUCUCAAGAGUCCGAAUCCAGAGGUCCCAGCUCUUUGAAAGCUUCCUCACCUAAAAAGAACAAGCAUGAAAUGCAGAGGCCACGUCAGCCUCUUGAAAGUGCCAAGCAGGAUGAUGGGAGUCUUCAGGAUAAAGGAGGUGGGCCAGCUGCACCUUCUUCUGCACAGCAGCAGGGAUCUGAAACUGAUUGCACUAAAAAGGACAGCAGCCCACCCACAGCUCCCAGCUCCCCCCCUGCUGAAAAAGCCUGCACCCCUCUACAUGAGAUCCAGCCUGUGGAACUUCCCAAGUGCAACAUCAGCAACACAAACACGGAAGAGCUGAUAGACUCUGGUCUGUCUGUUCUGAGCCUGGAGUCUGGAGAAACACACCCAACACACUCCACCAGCAGUGACAAGGCACGAGAACAUGGGAAAAUUGUUUAACUGACGUUUUCUGGAUAUAAACACUGAAACCAAAACACAGCAUUUGGAUGCAUUAUUUUUGCUUCAAAGUAGCUCGUUUGCAAUACUGUUCAUAGCUUACAGGCAAAACUGUGGGAGCUGAAUUUUUGUCUCAAAUGUGACACAUGAAUGGUGAGACACCUUUUUCCCGCUCGAUUAUUAUUAGUGUUUUUUUUUAUUUUUUUUAACAUCAGAGCACUUUAUGUGUACAAAAACAUGUGUACUGACAUCUCUUUCUGUAUGGAAGUACACUGCUUGAGUGCAAUAUCACUGAAUGUUUACACAUUUGUAUGAAAAUGUUGAGGUACAUAUCAGGAGGCUAGCUAAUUGGUUAAAUUUAGAUAGCCCUUGACAUUAAACCAAGCCACAGUCUAAUUACUUAGUGCCUGAUUCUGCCUUAGAGGUAUAUUUUUUUUAAUUUAUUUAGCUUAUUUAGCAGGGACGAUGCACAAUAAAUAUAUUGUACCGGAUAUAGCUAAAAGCUACUUUUCAGCUGUAGUCCCUGAGUAACUUUUCAGCAGCUGAAUAAAGAUUGUAAUAUAUGACGAUACAUAGUUGCAGACCUCCAGUAGAGUUUUUAUUUCUACAUUUAAAAGUAGUAGACAAAUGGAUAUUAUUAACUGCUUCCAGCAUCCAUAAAUAGCCUUUGUGAAGUAUGAAAUCAGUAUAUUGUUAAAACGCACAUUUGAACCCUAAUGUCUUUGGCCAGUGACCAAGACAGUCCAAAGUUUACAAAAUGUUACUACUGACAUGCUGUAAAUGUUUCUGCUAUUAAGAGCAUUGAAAGGAGCACGCCACUGAUUUUUGAUAUCAAGACAGGAGCCUGAUGAUGUCAUACUCUGGUUAAGAUUAUCUGAAUUUGGGGAUGACAGCUUUGCAGUCACGAAACCUCACAACUCUGCCCAUAAGUGGCAGAAAUCUACUUGAUUUAAAUUUGGCCUUUUUACUUAUCAAGGUCGUCUCCUUGUGCAGCUCUGAGCCACAUCCCCUGUGCCUGCUGUUUUUACAUUGCUUUGUGGUCCGACUACUUUUCACCGGGGAAAAUAGAGGAAGUAAACAUUUGAUCCCCCCACACUGUGUUACAGUGUGGGGGGAUCAGCACUGGGGAACUGGAUCUAUGUCCCAGAGAGCAAAGGGCAGCCUGAAAAAGAAAAAUUUACCCUGUCAGAGCCUUAAGGCAGGACAUCCAGAACAUGCUCAUUUCUUCUUUCUUUCACAGUCAUGAGCGUUGUGCACCAUGAAUAUGUCCCCCACACUCAGACGAUCGGCACAGAGUUCUACUGUAACAUCCCGAGGCGUCCGAAGUAAAACAUUCAGUCCAAACCACUGGAACUUGGAUCAGAUGGCGCCCUGAAAAUGCCUUUCUUUUUCUAAAAGCCUUAACUCAAUUAAAAAAGAAAAACGAAAAGAAAAAAAGCAGCCAUGCUGGAGUAGCUUGCAGCGCUGCCCAAGGAGGCCAUCUCCCCGUUCUGUUUAAUGCAGAACUAGGUUUAGAAAGAAAUAAAUGCGAUCCAGUUGUAAGAUGACAUAACUCACUAGUGUACUCCUUUAUUGUUAAAAUAAAAAGCCAGCUGACGGUAAAGCAUAACACAUUUGAAUGUUUAAAUAUUGAUUUAUAACACUGCAGAGUAGAAACCUUGCACACUAUUGUUGUGUUCCCUAAAGCACAGUUUUACAGCUGAAUCCCGAUGAUCCGGUCUUCCUCACUCUUCUUAUGUUAUGUUUUGGCACUUAAUUUAGGAUUGUAAUGUACUAUGUUAGCUGAUUCUAAACAAACAGUGUACAAAUUCUGGUCUUUGGACCCCUGUGAGUGGGGGAAAAAUUAUAAUUCAAGCAUUUUUUGAGUUGGGUGAAUUGAGAAUGCCGGGAUUCAGCUAAAAUUCCCUUUUGUAUUAUUUGUUCUGUAUUAUGUUUUUGAAAGAGAGCCUAAUAUCUUUCCAGCUUCCCUUGAUUAAUAUCUUAGCCAGUUGUUGUGCCUUGCAUAUUGGCUUCUUCAGCUAUUGAAGGUGUACUUUAAUUUAUGGUUUGUAUAUUAACUGCCUCAUUUAUUUUAUUUAUUUGCCUAUCCAUUUCGGACAGGAGAAUGUUACCAAGUAAAUCUCAAGCUGUGUUUCUCUGAGUCGUUUUUUUUUUUGUCCUUUUUAAAAGUUAUUGCCAGCCUUUGAUGCUAUUUUGGCAAGAAGCGACAGUUAUAUUAAGAAGUUUUUGGCUUUCGUCAAUGCCACCGUGUAGUAAACAGUUAUGUAACUGUAAGUGGAAAACACAGCAGACAUGUUCUGAGCUGCGGUCUUGUCUGUGUCUACGGAGGUUACAUAAAAUCAAAAAAGCAAGAAGCGAGCCACAACGUUUGAAGCCAGUCCAUCCAUUAAGAAAGAAGGGGCCUUAUUCUGUAUUAUAUGUGGAUAGCAAUCUAUCAGUAGAAGGAAACAUCUGUGUGAAAAACAGGUCACUGUUUCCCUUUGAAGUAUUUUUUUAAAUCUCCCUGUGAGAUUUCAUGUAGUGGAAGAAACACAAUCAUAGAGCAUUUUAUAUUUAAGUGUUUAGUCCUUGUUCAUUCAGUUUGUUUAACAUCUGCACUGUCACCUUCCUUAAAUGUCAAGUUUCUGAGGUGAGAUGAGUUGGUUGGCGGGGAGUAUGCAAGUACCCCCCACGUGUGUUCUCGCACUGUUGUAAUUAGAUGUGCCUGUGUAUGCGUGUGUGCUGCAUUUCAAGGUGUGAUCCCAGCCUUUUUUGCUGCUCAGAGUACUCUCUCUAAUUUGAGUCCAUGUGCAACAUGUCUUCAUUUGCUGAACCGCUCGGAACGAAGCAUACGCCACAUGAAUAAAGAUUUUCUGUGUUUCAAA
Haplochromis burtoni (Burton's mouthbrooder) is the source of this 7765-nucleotide messenger RNA. RefSeq names its product coiled-coil domain containing 9B (gene ccdc9b). NCBI's taxonomy places the organism in Eukaryota, Metazoa, Chordata, Actinopteri, Cichliformes, Cichlidae. The transcript is spliced from 14 exons. The coding region runs from base 3213 to 4904 and encodes 563 amino acids. The record is from RefSeq and is a predicted model, not a curated record.